Molecule: messenger RNA, 870 nt
Organism: Chanos chanos (milkfish)
Lineage: Eukaryota; Metazoa; Chordata; Actinopteri; Gonorynchiformes; Chanidae
Gene: polr3h
Product: polymerase (RNA) III (DNA directed) polypeptide H
Exons: 7
Coding region: 39-662 (207 amino acids)
Biological process (GO): transcription initiation at RNA polymerase III promoter; DNA-templated transcription
Cellular component (GO): RNA polymerase III complex
Molecular function (GO): DNA binding; DNA-directed RNA polymerase activity
Source: RefSeq, a predicted model, not a curated record
AAGACGGUGAGACGGGAAUCUCUUGACCAGUAAAAAAGAUGUUCGUGUUGGUGGAGAUGGUGGACACUGUGCGAAUUCCUCCAUGGAACUUCGACCGGCAGCUGAAUGACGCGAUAGUAGAAGAGCUUAACAAGAAACUAGCCAACAAGGUUGUUUACAAUGUUGGUUUGUGCAUUUGUCUGUAUGACAUCACUAAAAUGGAAGACUCCUACAUCUUCCCGGGUGAUGGAGCGUCACACACCAAAGUGCAUUUCAGGUAUGUGGUUUUCCACCCCUUCCUGGACGAGAUUCUGGUGGGGAGGAUUAAACACUGCAGUCCAGAGGGGGUUCACGUUACUCUGGGAUUCUUUGAUGACAUCAUCAUACCUCCCGAGUCCCUGCAGCAGCCGGCUAAAUUUGACGAGGCAGAGCAGGUGUGGGUGUGGGAGUAUGAGACGGAUGAAGGGGCACACGACCUGUACAUGGAUCAGGGCGAGGAGAUCCGUUUUCGGGUGGCCGAUGAGCUGUUUGUCGACACAUCGCCCAGUGGGCCCAGCACUGCCACUGAGUCCACCAGCACGGCCAGUACAGAGGACACCACACAGAAACAAGAGACCCCAUACACACUGGUGGGGUCUAUCAGUGAACCAGGCCUGGGUCUCCUCUCCUGGUGGAACAGUUAACGCAAGAGCACUUCCAUUUCUCCAGCACAACCAGAAGACCAGCGCACCUCCUGCACCUGCGCCUCCACUGCACCUCCUCAGACUGCUAAACGUCUACUGUUACUGAGGCCUGGGUCUCUAACACCGGAGACAAGCGGAGGAGAACCAGGAGAAACAUAUGGGACUUAAUCUAUUUAUAUUUAUCUAAUGAAGUGGGACUGAGUGUGUG